UUUUCCUAAUUAGGCCCAAAAUCGGAUUACUACGAAAGCCUUUAUUGAAAUCCAGGUACGGAAGAGUGCGAUUUCUGAGAAGAGAAGGAAGAAGAAGAAAGAAUGGAAGGAGAGGAAGGAGGAGGGAUAAGGCUGAGCAAGAGAUUCAAUGAUAACAAGAAUGGUAGUGAGGUUGAUUACAAAACCAAAGCUGGUACUGCUUGGAGCCAUUCUUAUCUCAACCAGAAGCCUUGGCAUCCCCUCUCCUAUCCUAACCAACGCCGCAAGUGGAUCGCUGAACAGACCCACGCUCAGCGCCAACGUCGCGCCGAAGAAGUUUCCCGCGAGUAUGCUCAAGAGCAGGAAUUCUUCCGCCAGACAGCCCUUAUCUCCAAGAAAGAGAAGGAAAAGAUAGAGAUGAUGAAAGCUGUUAGCUUCAUGUAUGUUCGCCCACCUGGUUAUAAUGCUGAAAGUGCCAAGGCUGCAGAGAUUGCUGACGAGAGGAAAAGAGACGAAGAGGAAAAUACUUUUCAGCACCCACCAGCGGAGGGAGCCUCCUCUACAAUGCUUCCAGAAUCAAUUCCUAGCAGAGAUCACUUGGGAGAAGAAAAGAAGAAACCAAGGCCUAAAGAUGUUUUUGGUCGCCCUGUUCCAACUGAAGAAGAAUUUGAAGUCCUCAAAAAUGCUCCACGACUGGAAACAGGUGUUGCUGCAAGGGUGAAGCCAUUUGGAAUUGAAGUACGUAACGUAAAAUGCUUAAGAUGUGGUAACUAUGGUCACCAAAGUGGAGAUCGCGAAUGUCCAUUGAAAGAUGCUAUAAUGCCUAAUGAAGAGAGUAGAUUAAAAAGAGAUGAUCCCUUGACUGCUAUCAUGGCUCAAAUGGAUCCUACUGAGCCGUUAAAGUGGGAGCUGAAGCAAAAACCAGGUAUGAGCCCUCCUCGUGGUGGUUUCAAUCCAGAUGAUCCUAAUCAGCAAAUUGUUGCUGAGGAUAUAUUUGAUGAAUAUGGAGGGUUUCUCGGUGGUGAUAUACCUCAGUUGCUGACCAACUUUUCCCCAAAGAAAUCUAGGAAGAAGUCAAAAAGGCACAAACACAAGAGGGAUUCAUCACCAAGUAGAGAAUUUAGGGCUCCUCGAGAAAGUGGGUUAUCAUCACCCUCCAGUGAUCAAGAGAGGAGAUCAAAGAAGUCUAAGAUGAAGAAGAAGCUGAACCAUUCUGAGUCAAGUCCAUUUGAUGAUCUGAACUUUGAUGGGGAUUCCAAGAAGAGCAGACACAUAUAUUAUAACUCAUCUGAAAAUUCUGAUGGGGAUAGGCAGAAUUGGAGUAAAAGGAGCAGGUAUAAACAUUAUUAUUCUUCUGAAGAGUAUGGUGGGGACAGGCAUCAGAAGAGUAAAAAGAGCAGACAUAAACAUUCUUAUUCAUCUGAAGAUCCUGGAAGCGACAGGCAUCGGAGUAAAAAGAACAGGCAAAAGCAUUCCAAUUUGUCUGAAGAAUCUGAUGCUGAUGGGCAUCACAGAAGUAAAAACUCAAGGAUGAAGCAGCGAUCUUCAUUUGAACAUUCCCCAGUUGAUAGGCAUCACAAAAGGGAAAAGAAGCAGAAGCAAUCUUAUCAACAUUCAUAUGAUUAUUCAGAUUCUGACAAGCAUCGGAAAAGUAAACACCGUCCUCACCAUCAUCGUUGAUCUUAUUCUUUGUCAAAGCUAGUGUGCAGAUGUCUUACCUUUCCAUUGAAAGUGCUAGAAGAGCAAAUUUCAAGUGUAAUCAAAGUCUUUGUGAAUGCAUCAGAAUGUCAAUGCUUUGUUGAGAAUUCUGUUGUGUGAUUAAGCAAUUCUGUAGAAGUCGUUUUGAGCGAGUUUGCGUCGUGUAUACCUCCUUAGCUGAAUACGUUUGGCAUAUCAUCACACUCAUAAUUCUUUUAGUAUUGAGAACUUCUCAUCCAUGGUUAUAGAACACAGAAUUGAGGUUAGAUAUAAAUAUAUACUUCUUUUUACUUUUGUCAA
Messenger RNA from Manihot esculenta (cassava), 1977 nucleotides. RefSeq lists its product as uncharacterized. The coding region runs from base 103 to 1659 and encodes 518 amino acids. Gene Ontology annotation, molecular function: transcription corepressor activity. The record is from RefSeq and is a predicted model, not a curated record. Gene Ontology annotation, cellular component: nucleus. Lineage: Eukaryota; Viridiplantae; Streptophyta; Magnoliopsida; Malpighiales; Euphorbiaceae. The transcript is spliced from 7 exons. Gene Ontology annotation, biological process: negative regulation of DNA-templated transcription.